Molecule: messenger RNA, 459 nt
Organism: Orycteropus afer afer
Lineage: Eukaryota; Metazoa; Chordata; Mammalia; Tubulidentata; Orycteropodidae
Gene: ARL14EPL
Product: ADP ribosylation factor like GTPase 14 effector protein like
Exons: 3
Coding region: 1-459 (152 amino acids)
Source: RefSeq, a predicted model, not a curated record
AUGAGUGAAAAAUCAGAGAAAAACAAUUCCACUCAAGAGGGAAACACAGGUGAAAAUUCUCCUGAGAAACACUGUCAAAUUGGACAGAAGCAACUGCAACAAAUAGAGAGGCAGUUAAAAUGCUUGGCAUUUCAAAACCCCGGGCCACAGGUGGCGGACUUCAACCCUGAAACAAGGCAGCAGAAAAAGAAAGCGCGUAUGUCAAAGAUGAAUGAAUAUUUUUCUGCAAAAUACAAGAUCAUGAAGAAGUAUGACAAAAGUGGCAGGCUAAUAUGUAAUGACGUGGAUCUGUGUGACUGCCUAGAGAAGAACUGCCUGGGCUGCUUCUAUCCCUGCCCCAAGUGUAACUCCAACAAGUGUGGGCCCGAGUGCCGCUGCAACCGCCGGUGGGUGUAUGACGCCAUUGUCACUGAGUCAGGGGAUGUUAUCAGCACGCUGCCAUUCCACAUUCCUGACUAG